Messenger RNA from Rhodotorula graminis WP1, 173 nucleotides. RefSeq lists its product as uncharacterized. The record is from RefSeq and is a predicted model, not a curated record. Lineage: Eukaryota; Fungi; Basidiomycota; Microbotryomycetes; Sporidiobolales; Sporidiobolaceae. The annotation marks the transcript as partial. The transcript has 2 exons.
UCGCGACGAACCAGACGGUCGACCAAGCCUCGGGCCCCGGCUCGCACGAGCUCGCCGCCCUCGCCAACUCGCCGACGGGCACCGACGCCUUCGACAAGCUCGACGCGACGACCUGAGCCCUCGACUUACGAAGCCUCUUCUCGAGCCGGCGACAGACCCUUCUUGCCUUUCUU